Molecule: messenger RNA, 3717 nt
Organism: Cladocopium goreaui
Lineage: Eukaryota; Dinophyceae; Suessiales; Symbiodiniaceae
Source: the annotation of a GenBank genome assembly
AUGGCAUCCCCACUGAGCUCGCCCCGCGCGCGCAGCAGUUCCCGCGCGGCCUUUCGCUGUCAAUGCCUGGAGCGAACCUUCGCGCGGCUCGACGAGGCCUACCCGGUGAAGUUAGUGACUUUCGACUUCGAUGAAACCUUGACCUUGAUCACUUACCUCAUCGAAGAUGGGGACUCGGAGGAAGUGCAGAAGCAAAUUGUGAGAACCAACUUCCAAACACCUUGGGUGAAAGGGAGCCGAAUUGAGAAUCUCAAGAGUAUGCUGAAAGCUUUGUCAACCUCCAAUUCUGGACAACGACGUGCUCUAGCAGUCCUUACGAAGAACUAUGCUGGACAGAAGGCUGUCCAUCUCCUAUUGCACAUCGCUGGCCUGGCCAGGUACUUCGAUGCCAUUUGGGCCUUGCCUUCGGGUGGUUUGUACCGCUGCCAGGAUGAGUGGUAUGAAAUGCCCACGCCGAAUGUGAAUCACAAGGCGGAUCUGUUGGCUUUGGUAGUUGAGUCUCCCAGCGAGUUCCUUCCACAACUGACACAGAACAUCGAUGAGUGGAAGGACUUUGGUGGCUUGAAGAUGGAGGGCAUCGUUUCUCGAUGUGAAUGGGAUCCGGACGAUGGCGUGGCACUGUCAAACAUGUCAAACUCUCAUACCUUCACAACGUCUUCCCUGCGCAUCUGUGGCUCUGAAGCUGACGGGGCGGACGGCCGAAUGACGGUGCUGCCGGGAGUGCUCACCUUAUCGCAGGUGAAGGUCUGCGAGCUAAGCAGGAACAAGCAGAAGGCAGUUUUGUUCACAAAUCCUUUGGGCAAGGCAUGCUAUGAGCUCAACCAAGAGCGUGUCAAAGCCUGUCUCGACGAGCUGGACCGCUUCCGAUUGCUGGAGCCAGGCUUAGUCUACGCCUCAGAAGUGCGGCACGCAGCCGAGUCUAGGCCACUCAAUGCCAAGGAGUGGCGCAGUUUCCAGGCGGAGAUCGGCUGCCAGCCGUUGCACCUUGCUUGCCUGGCCUGUGGUUCGGAGGUGGAGCGGUUGCUGAAGGAAGGGGCCAAGGACAAGGCCAAGGUCGUUCAACAGCUGGCGGCAGACAUCGUCAAGCUGCUCAUCGAGUAUGGUGCCCGGCUGGAUCUCGCGGAUGUGGGUCCCAUGGAGAACACGGCCCUGCACCUUGCUGCACGCGCGGGAGCGGCCCAUUUGUUGAGCACUUUGUUGGUCUUGGGUGCUGAUUGUCGCGCGGUGAACGGCGAUGGCUGCACGGCAGAGCUCUUGGCGCAACGGGCCGGGCAGACGCUAUGCCAACAGAUCCUGCAGGUGAUGCUAGUGGAGAAGGAACUGGACUUUUUGGACGGCCCGAAACAGGGCCGUUCCCUCCGCCCUCGUUCCCGCAACUCCAAGGGCUCUACCGCGCCCGCACCGCCGGAGGCCACGCCCGCCGAGGGCGCAGCGCCCAGGGCACGGGAGGCCAAGGGCGCCAAGUACGGCAGGGAUGGGCUGUGGGCCAUGCUGCACCCCGACUCCGAGAGAUCCAGCGAGUCGGACGGCGUGGAUUCCUCUGACUUCUCUGCUUGCUCUGAUGCCUCAGAUUACGAGGAUCAAACCAGGAACUUGGUUCGAAAGCUGAGAAUCAGGAAAGCCAGGCGCACCGAACAGCUGCAAGAGAUUCAGGCGGAGCAUGAGGCACUGCAAGAAGACGCGCAGCGCUUGGAGGAGAUGGCCAUGUCUUUGAAGGAUCGCUUCAAGACCUUGACAGAUCGCUUGGCUCGCUUCGACGCCGGCGACCUGGCCUCGACGCAGGAGGAGAUCGCCUCCGAACGGGAGCUGCGAAGCUGGUGGGAACAGCGCAGUGGCGACCUCGCAACGCAGGUCGCUCAGCUCUUGGAGCAACGGAAACGGCAGAGGGAGGAGAAGAGUCAGGAGAUCUAUCGAUUGGAGAGAGAGAUGCGCUACCAUCAACGACGUGUCCAGGGGCUGGAAAGCUACUGGGAGCAGUUCUUCGAAGCGGAAUGCGCGGCGGGCGUCAUCGACCUGCUUAGUGCUGAGCAGAGGUGUCGCAGCUUGGAGAAGGAGCUCAAGAAGAUGGUGACCGACAUCUCGCCAGACCUGGCCAUGCCCUCGGCUUUGCCACAGCUCUUCUCUCCGGUGUCGCCCAGCUCCGGCUCAACGCUCGGCGCCGCGCGGGUGCGCAAGCCGCUGGCGCCCAGCGGGGAGCUUUGCGCAGCGGCGGCGGUGCACCGGAAGAUUCACAUGGUGGAGAUGGAACACAAAGCCAAGGUCAAUGAGAUGACAGAUUUUUGCAAUGGCAGAUUUGCUGAAAAGGAAAGGCACAUCAUGGCGGCGCUCGAAGAAAAGCUCGGGGAGAUGGUGCGAGGUCCUUUAGAGGAGCAAAAUGUCUCCUGGGACACCAUCGCUCAGAUGCUGCUCGAUCGAGACGGCGCGUGCGCGGCUGGCCGCGCAGACGGACAGCGGAUAGCGUCCAAAAAAGACGGCGGUCAGCAGCGGAGCCCCAGUGGCGCGCAAGUCUUGCGCUUUUGCAAAGUGGCGCGCUAUGACGGCUACUACCGAAACCUGGGCUACGUCAAGAAUAUGGGAGGAAUUGGAGCUCAUUGUGCGGAGGAUUAUGAGACCUUGAAGAUGUUCGUGGAAGCACCGUCCACCUACAAGGAAACUCUGUGUUUGCAUUGCGUGGAGCGACACUUCGAAAAUAGUAGUGCGCACCAGCCUGUGGAUUUGAUCAUUUUUGACUUCGAUGAAACCUUGACUCUUGCUACUUUCAUGCCUUCAGACCGAGAUUUCGAUGAUCUUGGAUGGGAAGCCUGUGAUUUGGAGACCGAUUGGAGCGUCGAAGAUUUGUUGAGCUACAACUUCGAAUCUCCAUUUCAGUCGGGCAGACUCACUGCCUUGCGCCAGAUGUUGCAGGCCUUAUCUCAGAGAUACAUCCUGGUGAUUCUCUCCAACAACGAUCGUGGGGCAGCUGCAGUCCUAAAUUUGCUUCGCCUGGCAGAUUUGGCAUCAAAUUUUGAAGCCAUUUGGACUGCGCCCUUCCGCCAGCAAGUGACCUGUGGCGUGUUUCGUUCGCCCAGCGGCAUUUGGCAGGACUUUGAACCGCCGGUGCUGGAGGUGGCAGAUGAAAAGACCGAAAUCCUUCAUCACAUUGUGGCCAAUCCCAUCAGGUGGUUUCCUCAAAUGCUGGAGGGUGCCCACCCACGGCUUACCACCCUCCGGCCCGAGAGCGUGAUUCUGGUGGAUGAUGAACGUCAGAAUCUCCAGCAUGCCUGGCAUGCCUCCAAGACUGCUUUGAGAUAUUGUAAAGUGGCCCGCUAUGACGAAGUUUAUCGAAGUUGCGGGCCCUUGAACCAAUUGGGGGGCAUUGGAGCCCACAGUUUGGAAGACUUUGAGGUUUUGCAGCGUUUCGCGCAGACGCCAUGGCUGUUUCAAGAGCCGCACUUUCCGGAAGGCGUCAGCAGCGAGGAUGAUGUUUCCGCCGCAGCUCCCUACAACGCUUCUCGUUUGCCUGGAAGUCGUUCCGAGGAGUGGGACAAGCUGCCACGGCGCCGCGACACGCUGCCGCGCAGCUUGUCCUCACCGUCCCUGCGUCCGCAGCCGCAGACUCCGCCUAUGUCGCGGAGUCAGAGUUUCUGUCUCUCCGAUGGAAUGUCCCCCCGAGCCACGAACCUGGAGAUGGAGGAGGACUUCAAGACAGAGAUGUGCCUCAUUGGGAUGGACGAGUGA